Lactuca saligna is the source of this 2395-nucleotide messenger RNA. Lineage: Eukaryota; Viridiplantae; Streptophyta; Magnoliopsida; Asterales; Asteraceae. The record is from the annotation of a GenBank genome assembly.
AUGGAGGCAUUCAUGGAAGAGUUUCAACAUCUUAAAUUCCAACUGGAAGAGAUAAAGUUAGCCACGACCAACUUUGAUAACAACAACGUUAUUGGGAAAGGUGGAUUUGGGAAUGUGUACAAAGGAGUACUACGCUCUCACUGUGAGGGGAGAAAUGUGGUGGCUUUUAAACGUCUUGAUCGUAGAUAUGGGCAAGGAGACUCUGAGUUUUGGAAAGAAGUCUUAAUGCUUUCUCGUUACAGACAUGAAAAUCUCAUCUCUCUCCUUGGAUUCUGUGAUGAAGAUGGUGAGAAGAUCCUUGUGUAUGAGCAUGCAUCUCAUGGAAGCCUCGAUCACCACUUAAGUAGACCUACUCUCACAUGGCAACAACGCCUAAAGAUAUGCCUUGGGGCUGCAAUGGGACUGAGCUACCUUCAUGAUCCAAAAGGGACACAACAAAGAGUUCUCCAUCGUGAUAUAAAAAGUUCCAAUAUUUUACUUGAUGAGAAUUGGAAUGCUAAAGUUUCAGACAUGGGAUUAUCGAAAGUUGGACCUGCUAAUCAGCAGCACACUUUUCUUGUCUCCAAUGUUGUAGGCACCUUUGGGUAUUUAGAUCCGAUGUAUCUUGCCACAAGCAUUCUAACAAAAGAAUCAGAUGUAUACUCUUUCGGUGUGGUCUUAUUUGAAGUAUUGUGUGGGAGACUAUGUUUUGAAUAUAACAAAGGUCAUUUGCGAAGUUUAGUGCACUUGUGGAAAAAAAACUACAAACAAAAGAAGUUGGAUGAGAUUAUCUUUCAAGAUUUGAAGCAACGGAUUGAUCCAAAUUCAUUGGAAACAUAUUCAGACAUUGCCUAUCGAUGUUUGCAAAAAUCACGUGAUGAAAGGCCAAAGAUGUGUGAGGUUGUUGAAAAACUUGAGAUCGCUCUUCGAUUUCAGGAGAUUUUUGAAGAAUCAAUGAACUAUGAAGAGAUUGUUAAGACUGCAAUACCUCCUCUUGUCUACAGAUCCAUUGAGGAGCUAAAGAUUCUUCUUUCAAAAGGAAUAUUCCUUAACCGGGGUAGAACGAGGUUUUGGCUAAAUAAGAAUGGAGAACAUUGUGAAACAAUAUCUGCAGCAGAAUGUUUGAUUCCUAUUCGCACUGUAUCUGAGUAUUAUUAUCGACGAACUAAACCAAGAUUUAUAGAAUCUUCAUGCAGAUUUGCAGUGAAUGGCCAUCAACCAUUAUGUAUGGAAUUCAAAACACAUAUCAGACCACAAUUUUUGUCACAGUAUACUACAUACACUGUAAACCUUGUGUUCCAAUUGAAGAACACAAACUAUUUAGGCCUCUGUUACAGAUUGGCUGAGGAGACAAAAUCUUGGACCUCAUACUUAGUAGAGAAAAGAGACGAUGGAUGUUUGAUGGCAGAAUUAUAUCAUUUUACUAGCGACAACAAAAAUUUUGAUCUUGAAAUUACAUUUCUAUCCGAGGAACCAUUGAUAGUUGAAGGCAUCGCGUUUCUGCCCCUGGAUAGAGUGGAGCAGGAAGUGGUAGGGGAUGAGGAGAUGGAUAUGCAAACUGAUUCAGACACAUAUUGGGAAGAAAAGUUGCCACGUGAUUAUGAAGACAUAAUCAAAACGUCAAAAGAUAGUUUGCAAUGGACAACAAAGAAGGAGCUCUACUAUGUUCUUUGCAAAGGGUUCCCUAUCAAUGAUGGUGACCAGUGGUUUUCUCUUGCAAAAGAUGGGAAGAAAUGUUAUAUGUUAUCAGCAAGAGUGGCUUUGACUAAAGGCCAUUGGAGUUGGCGAUCUUUACCUGAAUCAAGAUUUGGAGUAGUGGCUUAUAGUCCUCGAUGCAACUUUUCGAUAUAUUGCUUAUUCAGAAUGUUGCCACCUCAAAAAACGUAUGCAGCUUACCUUGUUUACAAAUUACAAGCAUACCAUUCUCGUUUUGAGUUGCCUUUGAAAGUGAGUUAUGGACAUCAUUCAUGGUAUAUCUAUUUACUUUGUCCUCAACUCCCAAUUAUUAGAGGAAAGGUUAAUCAAAACACCUACAACCCACUAAAGAGACGCAAAAUGAAUGGCAUUCCACAAAAACGGAAUGAUGGUUGGAUGGAAGUACAAAUAUGGGAAUUUCAAACCACCAUGGAUGUAGAAGUAUGGGAAUUUCAUACCUCCACUACUUCUGAAAAGAUUUUAAUGGAUUGUGGAUUGAACUUUUCUGCUAACGAGUCACUUGAAGGACUUAUUCUACAAGGCAUUGAGUUUAAACCGAUGAAUUAAUUAAUUGUAAAUACUAGGGAUGAAUAAGGCACCAUAGAAUUUUUUUUUUCAAUCUGUAUAUCAUACCAAAUAUAGCUAGAUACAAAUUAUUUGCUAUCAGUAGAUUACCAAAAAUUGUUCUAACCAACUUAUUCAGCUACCAGUAAAUUUGGUU